AUCCAACCAACCAACAAAAAAAUAUUUUUUGUGAAAGCGUAGCGCUAAGAGAAGUACUGCGUUUCAGUAAUUUAAUUUGUUACAAAAUAUUAUCGCUAUUAUUUAAUAAAACAUGUGCAUGAACUCUUGACUUAGUUUCCAGAUAUAACACAAAGUAAGCUGGCCAAGAUGGUGUCAACGAGGCAGAUGAGUAGCGUGGUGGGCAGCAGCGGCAGCGGGGACGGCGCUGGGCCCUCCCACAGCGAGCCCGUGGCGGUGUCUCGCGUGACCCGCCACUCCAGCGCCUUGCUCCCCGGCGGCUCGUCUCCUCACGCUUCCACUUCCAAGUGCACUGCUUUAGUGCCAGCUCCUAAGAUCUUCAACACCAACUUACUUGACCUCCCAAUUGAAGUUAUUGAGAAGAUUCUCAGCUACUUGGGAUACAAAUCUGUGUCACAACUCAGGAUGGUCAAUCGGCAAUUCAACACCAUAUGCAGUGGCAUUUUAAAUUCUAAUUUUCAACGCCUGCAAAAUCAGAUGUUGCAUAGAUUUCAGUCGAUAAAGGCCAAGAUGCCACGUAGGGAGAGUGCUCGUAGGAGCCAUCCACUCGCUUGCGAAUCGGAUAUAAUUGAAACAUUGCACAUGCGACUUAGCUUACUGCAGAUGACUUUUGGCAAACACAUUGAGAGGAAACAUUGCUGUUUCUUCCCUGGAGAGAUAUUGGAUGAAGUUUACAGCAUUCUAUCAUACCUAAAAACAACUACUAAGUUAGCAAGGCCUUACAAAGUAACUGAUGAGCUAUUUGACCUGACUACAAUGGCUAUGGAAUACUUCAAGGAACACAUUGAACCUAACCUACCAGAGAUUACCUAUUUUGGUACCGAUUUCUUUGAUAUCACCACUGCAUUUUCACCCGGCGAGAGCAGUAAAUCCUACAUGUGCCUGGAUUCCCCGCCGCCGAGCGGGUUCGAGUCGUCUUCUCAGCAGCAAGGCGAGAGCUCCUCGGGAGACCGCCGCGUGUCCUCCCUCAAUAUGUACAUGGAGGAAAGCCUGCCUCCGUCCCCGCCGCCGCCUCAGAGCAAUAUGGUGCUGCGAAAACGGAUACACCGCAUCAAGCAAGGAAUGAAGAAAUACAACGACCAGCUGUCAGCGCUGCGCAGCGACCUGCGCAGCUGCAAGCGCAAGACCGCGCUGCAGCAGAAGCAGAUCGCUGAGCAGCAGAAGCAGAUUGCCGAGCAGCAGAAGCAGACGCUCGAGUACGCCAACCGCCUGGAUGACUAUGACAAGAAGAACGAGGAGACCAGCCGCAAAUUUCAAACUUUGCUACAGGAGCUAAACAAGUGCAAGACGGAGCUUCAGUACUGGCGCUCGCGCUCGCCGGCCGUGCCGCCGCUGUGUGCCGAGUGCGGUGCCGCGCUGCGCGUGUCGCCUGCCUCGUCGCUGGCGCAGGUGCGUUCGGGAUAUAUCGCUGGGUGGCGUUGUGGGAACAGUGGCGAGCGGGCCCUGAGGAGUAUUGGUUGCACCUGAUGCGGGCGUAGUGAUUUCUUUUGUAAUGUUUAUUAUAUUUUUUUACUUCAUGGUGUACU
Ostrinia nubilalis (European corn borer) is the source of this 1565-nucleotide messenger RNA. RefSeq names its product F-box only protein 28 (gene dmpd). Lineage: Eukaryota; Metazoa; Arthropoda; Insecta; Lepidoptera; Crambidae. The coding region runs from base 169 to 1506 and encodes 445 amino acids. The record is from RefSeq and is a predicted model, not a curated record. Gene Ontology annotation, biological process: positive regulation of DNA-templated transcription. Gene Ontology annotation, cellular component: nucleus. Gene Ontology annotation, molecular function: transcription coactivator activity; protein binding. The transcript has 7 exons.